UAAACAGAUUGCCUCUCAUUCCGUUCGUUGCUGGUUGGUUGAUCGUUCCGUUCGCUCGCUCUGCCCUGUCAGUCACAUUCGCCGGCUACCUACAAAGAAAAAAACACAAAUUUAAAUAAAAUAAAAGAAUAUUUUUAUCUUUCUCCAUCGAGUUUGAGAUCAAAUAAAAUAUUUCUAAUCAAAUUAAAAUUACCUAAACCUUCCUUAAUCGAACAAACUCAACGAAACAAAAAGCAAAAAUAAAGGAUAAUACUAAUUUUUGCAAAUUAUCAUAAACUAAACAUUGAACAUAAUAAAUUAAACAUUUUGCAUGAUAAGUAUACAACAUUUAAAAAUACUUGUUAAAAAUAAGCAACAAUAAAGUAGUGAGCAACGUUAUAAAAUAAAUAAUAAACAGAAUCAUAAAAUACGAAAAAUUUAAACAUAAGAUUUAAAAAACCAAGGAUAUACAAUUUCGAAACUGGAAACUCGUCAUUUUUGGUGAAUUGGUUGGUAACAGUGCAUCGCGAGAUUCCUUGAAAAUUUGAAGAAAAAUUCCUUAAAAAGGAAGUGGGUGCUUCUUUCUGCUCGUUGGUCAAAUUACUUUCUCCUUGUGUGCUUUUGAUUUGCUUUGAACUGCAACAACAAAUUAAGUAAUAAAAAGUACCGAUAUAAGUUCUUUUUUUUUUUUUUUUGAAAAUAUGCAGAAGCAGAUUCCAGCUGUUUUCUGCUGAGUUGUAAGUUUUUUCCUGUUCUGUUUCUGUGCGUUUUUGUUUUUCAUCUUCUCGUGAAUAAUCUCUCGUUUAGUGUGACAUCAGUUUUGUUGGUAAAGUUGAAAGGAAUCUUUUUUGUUUUUUUAGUGAAUACGACUCUCGUCGGGAGUGAGUGUGUUGGCAAAUAGAAUCAAACAACAACAAAAACAAAAUAAAAAGCUUCUUUUUUAACUGUUAAUCGUGAUUUCGUUCGUUUGCGUCGCUUUGCUCCUACUACCUAACCUACUCCUAUCUGCUCACGGACUUAAGAAAGAAGGCAGACCGCAGAGCUAGCUCGAUUCCGACUCCGACUCCACAUUCCUGUCCCUUGUUGUCAUCGUUUUUUAAUUCAUCAAUUCUAAAUUUUUCAAGUUUUUUUUUACUUUCGCGUAUAUAGUGUGUGUAGAAAGGAAACAAGAAGUCUUAAAAUAUAUAAAAAGAGAAAUAUGGACCUUUUGUGCACGGAAAAAGUCCUUUUAAAUGACACCGAUGUCUUGUUAAAUAGUUACAAUGUUCAAACUAACGGUUAUGCAGCCUCUGUUACAACAGGUGGAGUUGGUGGCGGUGGCGGUGGAGGCGGUGGUGGUUAUGCUAGUGCUGAUGCCGGUGAUUUAACAACAACAACAACAACUAACUCAUACGCAUCAGCAGCAGCCAAUUACACUCAUCAAUUGUUGAUUAGUAAAAAUUUGGAACAAGUUAAUACAGCUGUUGAAGAUCCGGUAUUUUUGAGUGAUCGUUGUCUUGAGAAUGCCUUGAAGGCCGAAGACAAACAUCCAACAGUUUGUUCAUAUUUUAAAACCGUACAAAAGGAUAUUACACCGCCAAUGAGAAAAAUUGUUGCUGAAUGGAUGAUGGAGGUUUGCGCCGAACAAAAAUGCCAAGAAGAAGUCGUUCUACUUGCACUUAUUUAUAUGGACAGAUUUUUAUCAACAAAAUCAGUUUUAAAAAAUCACCUACAAAUUUUAGCUGCUGCCUGCCUUUUAUUAGCAUCAAAAUUACGUGAACCAAGUUGUCGAGCGUUGACAGCUGAUUUAUUAGUAUACUAUACUGAUAAUAGUAUAAUUAAACAUGAUUUAAUCCAAUGGGAACUGUACGUGUUGAGUCGACUAAAAUGGGAUCUAUCAUCAGUGACACCAUUAGAUUUUCUAGAAUUACUAUUAAUCCGCCUGCCAAUUAGAAGUAACAAAUGUCCUGAUUUAAAUGUUGAAAAAGUAAGACAGCAUGCCCAAGCAUUUAUAUCAUUAGCCGCCAAAGAGCAUUAUUUUUCAAUUUAUUCUGCAAGUACCAUUGCUGCAUCGAGUAUUGCAGCUGCAUUAAGUGGCCUUAAUUGGCAUUUGAGAACUGGAAAGAAUCUGCGUUAUUUAUUAAAUCAAUUGACAGAUUUAACAAGUGUCGAACAGGACUACCUCCAAGAUUGCAUGAGUCGAAUGGAACAAAUCUUCGAGGAGCAUAGUCGCAACCUGACACCCUACAUCGUUACCAUGGAUGCUCAACAGCAUCAGCAUCAUCAUUCAAUGAAUGGUAACAAUAAUAGUUCUUCCAUUUUACCUGAUUUAACACAAACUUGCAAAAUGCAAGCUAAUAAUCAAAAAGAUAUUCAUGAUAUAAAAUUUUAAAAUUUAUUUUUCUUAAACAACAACAAAAAAAAAACAUAAACAAAAAACCCCAACGCACACAUCCAUAUACCUGCUGAAUCAACAUAAAUUCAUAAACAAACAAAAAUUUAAUUACACUACACCAACAUUUUAUGUAAUAUUAUAUAAUAAUCUACCUUCAAGAAACUGUAGCAAAUGAUUAUUUCGGAAAUGAUUUAAAAAACAAAAAUCAUCGUCUCAUAUAAAAUUAUUUUCAAAACAAAAACUAAAGACAUAACAAAAACAAAAACGUAAAAAAAUUACAAAGUUACAAUUGUUAAUUUUAUAUUACUAAUUUUUGUUUUAUUCGUUGGAAACAUAAAACAAAACAAAAAAUGAAAUCGUUUAAAUAGUUUUAACAACAAAAAUGAAGCAUUUAAGUUUUUCUUAUUUUAAAUUCUAUUUUACACACAAAUUGUUUUGUUUAUAUUGAACAUAAAAAGAAAACAUAUUAUAACCACAUAAUUUUUAUUUUUCGAAACUUAUGUUAAAUUUAAAGUUUAUAACGUUUUGUUGGUGCUCAAACUUAUAUAUGUAUAUUAUAUAUAGAUUUUAUUUUAUACGCGUUUAUUAAUUAUAUUGAGAAAAAAUAUAUAAGAAAAAAGUUACAACCUUAUUAAAAAUGAAAUCAUUUAACAUACAACAAAAAAAAAAGAAAAAAAAAUUAACAAACAUUUUCCAUGUUUUUUUUGGAAAACAAAAACAAUAAUAACAAUAUUGAAUAUAUAUUUUUUAGAAGUUUUUUCUAUAUACUUUAAAAAAUGUUAAAAAAAAUAAUAAGAAUUUUUACUUAGUUUUAUUUUGAAUGUAUAUAAAUAAUAUAUAUUGUAUUUUUAUAUAUACAUAUCUAUAAAAUUAAAAAAAUAAAAACACAAACAUUGUUCUAGUUACUAAAAAAGAAUUAGUAACACACGCAUAAUAAAUUGAAUUGAAAUAUUAUAUAUGUUUAAAUCCUAUAAAGUGUAAAAUUUAAUAAAAACUUAAAAAAUGCGAGAGGUAAAAGUCAACACAAAAACAAUUUAAUAACUUUGAAUUUUCUUUUAAUUUUAGUAAAAUAAUAGAAUUAUAAGAAUUAUUUCUUUUAUAAAACAUUUGUUUGUUUGUUUGUGAAAUAAAUAAAUCAUUUAACCAGAAAAACAAAAAACACGAAACAAAAUCCAAACGCAACGCAACAUUUAAAUUUUUAUAUUAAAAUGUGAUUUACAGAUUUUCUUUUGUUUGAUAACUUAAAAAAGAAAAAAAAAAAAACAAAAUAAUCUUUCGAAAACUUAAAAAAAUCAUUUGAAUUUUAGUUUUGAAAAAAAAAGCAAAAACAAUUUACAAUUAAUAGACUGAAAAUUUCACACGCUUACCUAUUACUACUAUACUACUAUCUUCUACCAUUUACUACUAAAUAAUUAAACAACAACAAAAAAAUUAUAUAUUUUUUUGAUAUUUUACGUAUUUAAAAAUAUAAACAUAUUUUUCUUUCUUUUUGUUUAUUAAAAAAAAAUUAAAUACUAUAUAAAUGUAUGUUAUUAAAAAUGCGGAUACAGAGUUUAAAUAAAACAAUAAUUUGUUUUUUGUAUGCAAAUAAAUAAAUUAAAAAUAUGUAACAACCAAAAUAAACAUAGAGCUAAAUAAAUAGAAUAAAAUUACAAAACAACAAAACAAUAGACUAUCAAAAUAUAUUUAUACAAAAAUAGUAAACAUAAAAAGCAAAACAAUAACUUAUUUAUUUAAGGUACCUACUACAUGCAUUUAAUUGAAUUUUUAAAUAUUAUUUUUCUUUAUUAUUUUACAUAAAAACUGCUAUACAAAAAAUAUAAGUGAGUUUAAAAAAAAGUUAAAUUUAAAGCUAAAACCAAUCUUUUUCAUCGUAUGUAUUUUUGUCAACCGGUUUUGAAACCUUGCACUUGCACAUAAUUCUGUCUUUUAUAAUUUUGAACUCUUUUGAACUUCCAACAGUUGUCCGAUUUUGGCCAAAAUACUUACGAAAAAUAAUUCUAUCGUAAUUAAGUUUCCUUUUUAUGAAUGAAAUUUGGCGAAUUUAUAUUUUCAUUAUUCAAUUCUUGAAAAAAAACUUAUGAAAAAACAAAAAAUAAUUCUUGUUCCAACUCUCACUUAUUUUUUCUGUUAAUGAUUCUCUUAAAACAAAAAAACAUUACAAAAACAUUUUUGAAUAAUAAUAUUUUUGCUAAGACCGUACCUUUAUUUUUAUAAACAAAAAGUUUUGUAAAUUAUAAAAUUUAAAAAUAUUUGCAUGAGAAUAAACAAAUAAAACAAAAAUCAUUCAUGUAUCUGAAAAAACAACAAAAAUAAAAUGUGUAUAUUAUUUUUUGUCUUUGUAUUUAAUUUAAAUCUAAUUGCAUGUAUAUUUAAGUUUUAAGUUUAUAAUAUAUUUUCCUGUUGCUUAUAAUAAAAAUAAUUAUAAUUAUUAUUAUUUAAUUAUUACAUUAUUUUCCAAUUAAGUUUAGUUUGCAUGCAAUUAGUUAAAAAAAAAAACACAAAAAAAAACAUUAAAAUCUCAAUUAAAUAAACAAAAAAAGAAAGAAAAACAAACUUGAUAUAAAGAAUAAUAAAAAUAAAAAGAAAAAUUUAUGGAACUUGAAUUCCUCGCUAAUUAAAAAUUAAACAACAAAAUAAUCUUAUAUAAAAUGACUGCAUGAAAGCCCCGAUAAAAAUGAAUUAAAACUAAAAAUAUUUAAACAACUUUUUAAAUAUUUAAAAUUUAAAAAAAAAUUACUUAAAAAUAAAAUAAAACAAAAAUAAAUGCAAUCCUGUACAUCAAGGGGAAGGCAUUUCCUUACGCUUUACAAAAAUAUACAAAAACAAAAUAGAGCAAGGGUUUUAAGAAGAAAAUUUGAAAAUUUACUAACCCUUCUCAAAAACAUUUAAGUCACAAAACGUGUUGCAUUUGAGUGUUAGAUAAAAAAAUUAUUUAAUUUAAAAACUAAAAUGAGACUAAAGGAUCUGUAAAAGACCUCGCUUUAAUUUUUUUUAUAAUUAAUAAAUACCAAUAUUUAUUUAAACAAAUUUAUUGCCUUAAACAGUUUCACUGGUAUUUAAUUAUUGCAAAUAACACACUACUACAUAGUCAUUCCUUAAAUAAAAAAAAAAAUAUAAUAUAAAUCCCAGCAGGAGUUUUGUUGCAAAAAGAAACAAAACCUCUUGCCAAUUUUAUAAACAAAAACCAAAGAACAUCCUUUCUUCUCAUAAAAAUAUAUAUAAACACACUCAAGUGCAACAUUUUUAAGAAAUUUUAUUUAUUGAAUUUAACAAAAAUAACAAAUAAAAAUCAGCUCAAAUUUUAAUGCCAGAUUGCUUUUAUUUGUUUAAACAAUUAAAGAACGAAACGAUAAAUAUUCGAAACCAAGAAAGAAUAUAUGGCUACAAAAUUCAAAACGAACUACAAUAAAUUUGAAAACGAAAUAUUAUUUAAUUUUUAUGUUUAACACAAAAAUAUGUCAAUGUAAAUCAGUAAAUAAAAACAAAAAUGUGAAACAUAAAAAAACUUGUAUAGUUGAAAAAUUGCAUAGUUUUUUUCUUUUUAAAUAAUUUCAAUUAAUAUGCAACAUAUCAAAUUAUUUCCUUAAUUAAAAAUAACUAAAAGAAAUAAAUGUAAAAUUUAAAUAAAAAGAAAACUAAUAUUGUUAAGAUUUUUAUUUUAUAAGAAAUUAUUAUUCAUUUAAAUAAAUCUUAUGAUGAUGAUUUAUUUUUUCCUGUAAAAACUUUUAGGUAUACACAAAAAUGAAAAAUAAAAAGAAUAAAUUAAAAAAUAUAAUUAUUCAUAAUACGCUUAUUCUUUACCAUCUUAACAAAAAAACAUAAAAAAACACACACUUGUACAUUAAUAAACAAAAAAAAAACGGUAAAAGAAAGUUAAAUCAUAUGAAACAAAAUAAUAAAAAAUAAAAUUGUAAUAAUAAAAUAUAAUACAAAAAAAAUAUGUGGUUAUGUGCGAGAAAAAAAAAAUUGAAUUGUUAAAAAUAACUAAAUUGUUUAUUUUUCUACUACUACUACUAUUAUUACAUAUGUAAAACUAUAUAUUUUUGUUUUAUUAUAACAUUAUAAUAAAUAUUAUUAUAAACUUGUAACAUGGAUUGUAAAAUUAUAAAUAAAUAUAAACAAAUAAUUUUUCUACUUAUUAUCUAGUUCAUAGAAUUACAACUAUUAUUAUUAUUAUUAAUAUUAUUACUAUAUUAUUAUUCAUUUAAUUAUUAUUAUUAUUUUUAACGAAGAAUGUAAAUGCAAAAAAAUAUAACGAAAAAAGCGAGAUGGACGACAGAGAGAAUGGAAUUAAAUGUGUAGAAAUCAGUUUAGCAUUGCAUUGACUAUUUUUAUUUUCUAUUUUUAUUUUAUAUAACUUCAGUUAUUAUAAUUUAGUAAACAAUAGUUAACUAAAAACGUAAAUAUAUAAACUACAAACAAAAACAAAAGAAAAUGAUGAAAAAAAUAUAAACACAAAAAAAAUAGAAACCAA
Molecule: messenger RNA, 6830 nt
Organism: Eupeodes corollae
Lineage: Eukaryota; Metazoa; Arthropoda; Insecta; Diptera; Syrphidae
Product: G1/S-specific cyclin-D2
Exons: 5
Coding region: 1178-2350 (390 amino acids)
Biological process (GO): regulation of cyclin-dependent protein serine/threonine kinase activity; positive regulation of G1/S transition of mitotic cell cycle; mitotic cell cycle phase transition
Cellular component (GO): nucleus; cytoplasm; cyclin-dependent protein kinase holoenzyme complex
Molecular function (GO): cyclin-dependent protein serine/threonine kinase regulator activity
Source: RefSeq, a predicted model, not a curated record